Messenger RNA from Thunnus maccoyii (southern bluefin tuna), 876 nucleotides. RefSeq lists its product as uncharacterized. The transcript is spliced from 4 exons. Gene Ontology annotation, molecular function: MHC class II protein binding; protein tyrosine kinase binding. Gene Ontology annotation, biological process: positive regulation of ERK1 and ERK2 cascade; T cell activation; interleukin-15-mediated signaling pathway. The record is from RefSeq and is a predicted model, not a curated record. The annotation marks the transcript as partial. Lineage: Eukaryota; Metazoa; Chordata; Actinopteri; Scombriformes; Scombridae. Gene Ontology annotation, cellular component: external side of plasma membrane; membrane raft.
UAAUGAUAAGAAUAUGCUCCGCCUACAAAAAACAAACUGAAGCCAUAACAAUGGGGAGGAGAUCAUGACAGGAAGUAGACAGUGUAUUUCUCUGUAUGAAGCACUUAUAAGGACAUUUUGAGAGCUAAGAGCGAGAGAGAAAGACAGAGAAGCACAAUGGUUGAACUCAGAUGGAUUAAAAUGUCUUUAUUUCUGAUACUGGGGCUUCAGUUUACAGCAGUAACUGGACAAACUUCCCUCUACAUCACUGUCAGAGAUGGAGAUGAAGUCACUUUAUCUUGUGAAAAUGUGAUGACUGAUCAGGAUAAAUGUGACAGUACUACCUGGAUCUUCAGUGCUUCAAGAAACACAGCAACAAUAGAGCUGAUUAACCUUGGGCAGAUUGGUGAAAAUGCUAAAGCUAAAUCAGACAGACUGAGUGUUACAGUGAACUGUUCUCUGGUUAUAAAGAAGGUCACAUUUGAUGAUGUUGGUUAUUACACCUGCAGACAGUUCAAAUCAGGACAACAACAAGGUCAAGACUCUCAUGUUUAUCUGUCUGUUGUUACCAUGACUGAACACAAGAACACUGAUAAGGUGACGUUAAACUGCUCUGUGUUGACAUAUGGACAGUGUAGACAGACAGUGAAGUGGGUGUAUGAGGGUAAUUAUUUGGAUGUUAACACUCAGCACAUGAAGAAGUCACAGUCUUCUUGCUUUGUCACUGUGAUGUUUACAACUUCCCAUCUUGCUGAGAUGUCAAAGUAUUCUGAGUCAUUCAAGUGUAACGUGACAGAUAAAAACACUGGAAAAGUGCAGCUGUUUGCCUUCAGCCCUCAGUCUUCAGGUGAGGACACUAAAAGAGCCGCAGCAACAAAAUCAACACCAAUGAAAACA